Adineta ricciae is the source of this 714-nucleotide messenger RNA. The record is from the annotation of a GenBank genome assembly. Lineage: Eukaryota; Metazoa; Rotifera; Eurotatoria; Adinetida; Adinetidae.
AUGCCAUCAUCAGCAUCGACUCGAAUUUUAACGAAAUCUUCGCGGCGUUUUACCACUGAUACACUCUUUCGUUUGAUUUCUCAAACCAACUCCUAUGACGAUAUUCGUUCUUCUUUUUUACAUGAUAAUGAUUCAACAUCAUCAUCGUACACCAACGGACAUUUAUCUGAAUACGAUCUUCGUCAUCUUUGGUCACUUCUUUCUCAAAUGAUACGAAGACGUUUACUCAAAUUCGAACCAUGUUUGUUACCUGAACUUGGUGCGUUUGUUCUUAUCGAUCAUUCGUCCACGGACAACACGACUAAUCACAUCAAAGAGCCGUUCUUUGUCCUCGAUACAACAUUUGCUCGUCGACAUCGUCUCUCACGUAUCAAAAAGCCGAAUCUCUCAUCGGCACUGUCACUUUCUCUGCAAGCAAACGGAAAUUCUACUCACAUCGAACCGAAUACGACCUUAUCAUCAUUCAACAUGCAAACUUUAGACUAUCAUUCGUUACAAAACGAGUUGGGUCUGACUCGUGACCAACUAAUGACAGCCAUUUCACAUAUCUUCAAUAUCAUCGAUAAAGAAAUCACACCACAUACUUCGUGUCAUUUAGAAUUUCCUCAACUGGGACAUUUCAAGAUUUUAUUCGGUUUAGCCACGUUUGAAUUUAGUGAAACAUUUAUUGACGACUUUAAAACAACAGCCACAAGCUCAACAGCUGAAAAGUAG